AUGGCCGGGUUCCCUUUUUUCCAGCUCGAUCGCUUCCUCAAAAUACUCGUUCAAGACCUCAACAAAUAUGUGGCUAUUAGUGAGGAGUUUGCUAUCGAGGCAGAGGAUAAAAUGAAAUCUGGAGGCUUGAUGUGGGACCGGAAGGUGGCCAGAAUCAUCACGCCUGGGACGCUUAUUGAUGAGAAAUUUAUCGACCCCUCCGAGAACAACUUUUUGCUGGCAAUAUACUUGGAUGUUAGUGCUUUAGCAGUGCAAUCAAAACAACAGGUUGAAGCACAAUCCUCGCAGCAUAUAUUGUCUUCUGUACCCCAGGCCGUGGGAUUGUCCUGGAUGGACUUGUCUACGGGCGAGUUCUAUACCCAGCUCACGACAUUGCAGAUGCUACCCUCAGCGAUCGCUAGAAUCGGGGCUCGUGAGAUACUAGCUGAUCAAAAUAUCCAAGAUCUCAUUGGACAAGAAUUGCAGCAGCUGGUUGGACACGAGCACCGUCUGGUCACGUUCUUCCGAUUCCCAGAAACAGUUGCACCGAUAUCUGAAUGGGACUCCAUGCUCGAGGCUCCUGUCUCGGAAAAUGAUCGCGCUUCCUUCAGUCCAGAAGAAAUAGCAGCUGGAUACAGCCUCCUUGAGUACACUCGAGUACAGUUGCAGAGAACAGAUCUCAAGCUCCUACCCCCGCGUCGGCGGCAUUCAGACGAGUCCAUGAGCAUUGACCGUAACAGCCUGAGAGGUCUUGAGAUUCUAGAAACUGCCAGGGAUGGGUUCGGGAAGGGAAGUCUACUCCAUGCUGUCCGCAGGACUAGCACUAAAAGUGGUGCUCGCCUUUUGCGCGAUCGAUUGACCUCUCCGUCCACGUCUACCCAAGUCAUCAAUAACCGAUUAGAUCUUGUCUCAGUGUUCAUUGAUACUGUCGACCUCCGUGAUGGCGUAAUCCAGCUGCUGAAACGUAGCUACGAUGCUCAGCGAUUGGUACAAAAGUUUGCCCUUGGCAAAGGAGAUGCCGAUGACUUAAUUUGCCUUUCUCGGGCUAUUGAAGCCUCUAAGAGUGUCAGGCAAGUUCUUACAGACCACGCAAGACAGCUACUUGGGUCAGAAGCGAAAGAAAGCUUAGCAUCCAUGGUCUCUCGACUCCAUCUCGAUGGUCCCAUUGCACUUGCGGAACGACUUCUCGCUGCCAUCGAUGAGGAAGGUCUCCUCCAGCAGCAGCGUAUCGAAGAUAGUACGGCCGCCGAAGCUGCUCGUCUCGCCCAAGAGGUUGCUCUGAACGAAGGCACUCCCAGCGAGCUGGAGGCACUGCCAAAGAAAGUCCGGGCCAAAUCUAGCGAACGCAUUACUGCAGUUGAUACGGACUCCGGACCCGUCGAGAAUUGGAUCAUGCGUCGCGAUGCCAGCAAGACACUGAAAGCUCUUCAUGACCAACUGGAUAGAUUUUUCGAUGAAAAGGGCGCACUCACCCAGCGCCUUCGUGACUCCGUGGGGUCUACUAACAUCACCCUCAAAUGGACCCCGGGACUAGGCCACAUUUGCCACGUCAAAGGCGCCAAAAUCUCCCAGCAAUCCCUCGAUGAUCUAGGUGUUACGCGAAAUGUGUCGUCCACGAAAUCUACCCGCUCUUUUUACCUCCCGGCUUGGACUGAACUCGGUAACCGAAUGGACAACGUGAAAUUGCGAAUCCGACAAGAAGAACAGGCUAUUUUUGAGCGCCUCCGUCGUGAAGUUAUUCUUAACCUGGUCAAGAUCCGACGCAACGCUGCCGUCAUGGACGAACUCGACGUGGCCUGCUCAUUCGCCACCUUAGCUCAAGAGCAGCAAAUGGUCCGACCGAUUCUCAAUGAAGGCCCGAACAUGGCCGGUAAAAGUACCUUCCUCCGACAAAAUGCCCUGAUCACGAUCCUCGCACAAGUCGGGUCAUACGUGCCAGCUGCUUACGCUGAGAUCGGUGUCGUCGACCAGAUCUUCAGUCGGAUCGGGGCCGCGGAUGAUCUGUUCCGAGACCAAUCAACGUUCAUGGUCGAAAUGCUGGAGACUGCGGCGAUCUUGAAACAGGCCAGCCCGCGAUCAUUCGUGAUCAUGGACGAAGUCGGGCGAGGUACGACGCCGGAGGACGGGACAGCCGUAAGCUUCGCCUGUCUGCAUCAUUUACACUACCGAAAUCGCAGCCGCGUGCUCUUCGCAACACACUUCCAUGCGUUGGCGGAUAUGACGAAGUCUUUCGAGUGUUUGGAGCGAUACUGCACUGAUGUCAAGGAAAGCCCAGGCGGAGGGUUCUCGUUUGUGCAUCGAUUGCGCAAGGGCGUGAAUCGGGAGUCGCAUGCGCUCAAGGUGGCUCAGUUGGCUGGGUUGCCGAAAGAGACUCUUGAGCUUGCGUCCCGGAUCCGAGGGCAGUUUAGAGAAGGAAUGGAUUCUUCAAAGACUGCCGGUGCGACCAGUGGGGCUUGCGAGGAGGGCCAGCCUGCUUCACACAGUGCCUAG
Messenger RNA from Penicillium daleae, 2469 nucleotides. Its product is annotated as mismatch repair ATPase MSH1. The transcript has 3 exons. Gene Ontology annotation, cellular component: nucleus. Gene Ontology annotation, molecular function: ATP-dependent DNA damage sensor activity; ATP binding; mismatched DNA binding. The record is from RefSeq and is a predicted model, not a curated record. Bases 1 to 2469 code for a protein of 822 amino acids. Lineage: Eukaryota; Fungi; Ascomycota; Eurotiomycetes; Eurotiales; Aspergillaceae. Gene Ontology annotation, biological process: mismatch repair.